Messenger RNA from Aspergillus versicolor CBS 583.65, 624 nucleotides. RefSeq lists its product as uncharacterized. Bases 144 to 509 code for a protein of 121 amino acids. NCBI's taxonomy places the organism in Eukaryota, Fungi, Ascomycota, Eurotiomycetes, Eurotiales, Aspergillaceae. The transcript has a single exon. The record is from RefSeq and is a predicted model, not a curated record.
ACAAGAAGAAUCAUAGGAGCAGUUUCAUUUCGGGCUCACUUAACGUACAUUUUGCUUCUCUCAAAAAUUUGGCCUGAAUUUUUUUUUUUUUUUUUUUUUUUUUUUUUUUUUUUUUUUUUUUCAGUCCCAUAUUUGGCCAAUAAAUGCCCUGCAGAGGCGCUGGGCUUCGCGCCUGUGUUUCCCUCUCCAUCUCCGCCCGAAGCUCCACCAUCCACAUUAUUAGGCGUCCGUCCAUCCACCGUCCCAUCGAUUCGGAUAUUCCUCACAUCUUCCGGUCGCCGCGUCGUUUCAUUCAUUUUUCGCCUGGAGCUUCCCCGGAGCUGUGUCGAUUUCCACUUGGCAGCCUUCAAAGCAACGUCGAGAGAUAUCAGACACCGACUGUCGCACCUGAGUCCAGGGGAAACCCCCACCUCACUGGCUUGGACCCGCGGCGCUUGUUUGCAUUUCAACGCUCAACCAACGAUCCGCUUGAGGCUUACGAUCUCGUCAUUCUCGAGCAGACGGAUUGACAGCAACAGAUUGUACCGCUCGCUUUUCGGUUUCUAAUUUUGACCAUCGUUGUCCUUCCCUCCACCGUCGAUUCCCUGCCUCAACCCGAUCCCUCGUCCCGCAGUUGAUUCUUAG